Drepanopeziza brunnea f. sp. 'multigermtubi' MB_m1 is the source of this 1038-nucleotide messenger RNA. Lineage: Eukaryota; Fungi; Ascomycota; Leotiomycetes; Helotiales; Drepanopezizaceae. The record is from RefSeq and is a predicted model, not a curated record.
AUGGCAGCAUUUCCUUACCAACCGCAAACCCAAUGCAUCACCAGCAAUGACCAUCGUAUUCUCACCACCGCAUUCCUAUGCAAACCAAUGUCCUUCUCCACGACCUGCCGCAUCCGUCGCCAGAUAUCAGAAACAGCGCAAGACCCUGAGCCACAGAAGAAGACUGACAGUGAUCCGCGGAUUAACGAUUUGGGACGAGCAAUCGAGGAUGAUUUUGCCACUAUCAGAGCGAACUACGAUACUCCCAAAUACCCGAUAGUUCUCGCCCAUGGCCUCUUGGGCUUCGAUGAGCUGCGACUCGCGGGCACUCUCCUUCCUGGGGUUCACUACUGGCGUGGCAUCACAGACGCCAUGCGUGCCAACGGCAUGGAGGUCAUCACUGCAUCUGUCCCUCCCUCGGGCAGCAUCGAAGAACGCGCCCUCAAACUCGGGCAGGAUAUAGCUGCUAAGGCAAAUGGGAAGAGCGUCAACAUCAUAGCACAUAGCAUGGGUGGCCUGGACGCACGCUACAUGAUCUCGCGCCUCAAGCCUGACAACGUCAAAGUGCUCUCCUUGACAACAGUAGCCACGCCACACCGAGGCUCCUCGUUCGCCGACUUCGUGUUUCAAGAGAUCGGGCCGGCGUACGUGCCGCGCGUUUACAAGGUCGUUGAGAAAUUCGGCAUGGGGACGGGAGCGUUUCAGCAGUUGACGCGCAAGUACAUGACAGAGGAGUUCAACCUCAAAACGCCAGAUGCGCCUGGGGUAAGGUAUUUCUCGUACGGAGCCACCUUAGACCCGAGUCUGUGGAGUGCCUUUAGACAGACGCAUCGGAUCGUAGAGAAUAGAGAAGGCGCGAAUGAUGGGUUGGUGAGCGUGGAGAGUGCGAGGUGGGGGACGUAUAAAGGGACGCUGGUAGGGGUUAGUCAUUUGGAUUUGAUUAAUUGGACAAACAGGCUGCGAUGGGUGGUGUGGCAGGUUUUGGGAAAUGAGAGGAAAUUCAACGCUAUUGCCUUUUACUUGGACAUUGCGGAUAUGCUGGCUAAAGAGGGCCUGUAA